AUGGGCAUUUGGGACGUCGUUACCGGUCGAAAGGCUUCUCAGAGCACUUCGGCAUCAUCAGAACUUGUGCAAGAUGAUGCGCCAACCACUACAUUCGCGCCAUCAACGAUCCAGGCCGAGGACGUCUCAUCAUUCAUCAGCUCGCCCGGCGCUUUCGAUAUCGCAUCACUCCAUCCGCUUGCAGGUCUCAAUCAGGAAACGCUUGACUACAUCACAUUAGACGAUUCCGCCCUCUCAGAAAUUCCCGGCAGCCGAUCACUAUUGCCUUCGCGAGGAUGGUCGGAUGAUUUGUGUUACGGUACAGGUGCGACAUAUCUCACCGCACUCACCAUCGGAGGUGCUUGGGGUCUUGCUGAAGGUCUAAAUCGGUUACCAUCGACUGCGCCGCCAAAGCUACGCUUGAACUCCGCCCUGAACGCCAUCACGCGAAGAGGACCUUUCCUGGGCAACUCUGCUGGUGUUGUUGCGAUGUUGUACAACGGAAUCAACAGCACGAUCGGCUACGCUAGGGGGAAGCACGACUCCAUCAACAGCAUUGCAGCGGGAACAAUUAGCGGCAUGAUCUUCAAGAGCACACGAGGUCUACGACCAAUGAUGAUAUCGGGCGGCAUUGUUGGAUCGGUAGCAGCAGCAUGGGCAAUGACAAAAAAGAUCUUGGUUGAAGGUUGA
Messenger RNA from Dissoconium aciculare CBS 342.82, 669 nucleotides. RefSeq names its product Tim17-domain-containing protein. The record is from RefSeq and is a predicted model, not a curated record. Gene Ontology annotation, molecular function: transmembrane protein transporter activity. The coding region runs from base 1 to 669 and encodes 222 amino acids. Gene Ontology annotation, cellular component: mitochondrial inner membrane; TIM23 mitochondrial import inner membrane translocase complex. NCBI's taxonomy places the organism in Eukaryota, Fungi, Ascomycota, Dothideomycetes, Mycosphaerellales, Dissoconiaceae. The transcript has 2 exons. Gene Ontology annotation, biological process: protein import into mitochondrial matrix.